Molecule: messenger RNA, 3816 nt
Organism: Nestor notabilis (Kea)
Lineage: Eukaryota; Metazoa; Chordata; Aves; Psittaciformes; Psittacidae
Product: utrophin-like
Biological process (GO): synaptic signaling
Cellular component (GO): plasma membrane
Molecular function (GO): protein binding
Source: RefSeq, a predicted model, not a curated record
AUGGCCCGUGUCUCCGACCAGGAGGAAGGACCUGCUGGGGGACACAGCGAGUUCAGCGAUAUCAUUAAGUCCCGAUCAGAUGAACACAAUGAUGUACAGAAAAAGACCUUUACAAAAUGGAUAAAUGCUCGGUUUUCCAAGAGUGGGAAGCCCCCAGUUAAGGACAUGUUCACGGAUCUGAAAGAUGGAAGGAAGCUUUUGGACCUUUUGGAGGGUCUGACGGGGAAACCUCUGCCUAAAGAACGAGGUUCCACACGAGUACAUGCCUUAAAUAACGUCAACCGAGUACUGCAAGUCUUGCAUCAGAAUAAUGUGGAGCUGGUGAAUAUUGGAGGAACUGACAUUGUUGAUGGAAAUCACAAGCUGACACUGGGGCUGCUCUGGAGCAUUAUCUUGCACUGGCAGGUGAAGGAUGUCAUGAAGAACAUCAUGUCAGAUUUGCAGCAGACCAACAGCGAGAAGAUCCUGCUGAGCUGGGUUCGGCAGUCAACAAGACCUUACAGUCAGGUCAAUGUUCUAAACUUCACAACAAGCUGGGCAGAUGGUCUCGCCUUUAAUGCUGUCAUUCACAGACACAAACCUGAGCUUUUCAGCUGGGAUAAAGUUAUAAAGAUGUCCCCAGUUGAGAGACUGGAACAUGCUUUCAGCAUAGCCAAGAACCACUUAGGAAUUGAGAAACUGUUGGAUCCUGAAGAUGUUGCUGUACAACUUCCAGACAAAAAGUCUAUUAUUAUGUAUUUAACCUCUUUGUUUGAGGUCCUUCCUAAGCAAGUCACUAUGGAAGACAUCCGGGAGGUGGAGACUCUUCCAAGGAGGGAAUGUGAGGAUGGAGAGUUCAACAUGCAACAGGCUGUGGCACUUGAUGAGGAACAGGGCAGUUCUAGAGCAGAGACUCCCAGCACGGUGACAGAGGUGGAUAUGGACUUGGAUAGCUACCAAGUUGCUCUGGAAGAAGUUCUUACAUGGUUGCUGUCAGCUGAGGAUGUGUUUCGGGAGCAGGAAGAAAUAUCUGGUGAUGUUGAGGAAGUCAAAGAGCAAUUUUCCACUCAUGAAGGUUUUAUGAUGGAACUUACUGCACACCAGAGCAGUGUGGGCAGUGUUCUGCAGGCUGGAAACCAACUGGUGGCCCAGGGAAAUCUGUCACCCGAAGAGGAGUUUGAGAUCCAGGAGCAAAUGCUGCUGCUGAACUCUCGCUGGGAGGAGCUCAGGGUGGAGAGCAUGGACAGGCAAGCCCGCCUGCAUGACAUGCUGAUGGAGCUCCAGAAGCAGCAGUUGCAGCAGCUGUCUGACUGGCUGACAGUGACAGAAGAACGCAUUCAGAAGAUGGAAGCUCAGUUCUUAACGGAAGACUUGGAGUCCCUUCAAAAACAGCUGGAAGAACACAAAAGCUUGCAGAGUGACUUAGAGACAGAACAGGUGAAGGUAAACUCCCUAACGCACAUGGUUGUCAUUGUCGAUGAAAGCAGUGGGGAAAGUGCAACAGCUGUUCUGGAGGAACAAUUGCAGAGGCUUGGUGAGCGGUGGACAGCAGUAUGUCGUUGGACUGAAGAACGACGAGUCAAGUUGCAAGAAAUUCAGCUUUUGUGGCAGGAGCUGCUGGAAGAGCAGUGCUUAUUGAAAGCUUGGUUAACUGAGAAAGAAGAGGCUUUGAGUAAGGUCCAGACAAGCAACUUUAAAGAUCAGACGGACUUGAGUGUGAAUGUUCGAAAACUAGCAAUUUUGAAAGAGGACAUGGGUAUGAAACGGCAAACACUAGACCAGCUGAAUGAGCUAGGUCAGGAUGUGGCCCAAAUCCUUGGGAAUGACAGAGCAUCCAGUAAAAUUGAUCAGGAUCAAGAAGAACUAACUCAGAGGUGGGACAGUUUGGUUCAGAAGCUAGAGGAUUACUCUAAUCAGGUAACUCAAGCUGUAGGAAGCAUAGGGAUGUCACAGGUUUCACAGAAGACUGCAGUGGAAACACCAUUGAAGGAACAGGUACUGGUUAAACAAUCCAGACAGGAGCUGCCCCCACCACCCCCGCCAAAGAAAAGGCAAAUCCCAGGGGACAGUGAAGCAAAGAAAAAGUUUGAUGCUGAAAGUGCUGAGCUCUUGAACUGGAUUUCAAAAUCAAAAUCUGUGAUUCAGGCCACAGACAUCAAAGAGUACAAGAAGAUGAGAGAGACUUCAAACAUGAAAGAAAAGUUAAAGGUGAUUGAAAAAGAAAGAGUUGAAAAAAGUCAAAAAUUAGAUGAACUGAAACGAAGUGGACAUAUUCUUUUGGAUCAAAUGGGAAGGGAAGGUCUUUCUACAGUGGAUAUAAAAACUGUUAUGGAGAAAAUAUUGUCAGGCUGGAAAGAUGUGGUUCAACAUUUGGAAGAAGUGGCCAGAAAGAUAAAGUACCAGGAAGAUAUAAAUGCAUAUUUUAAGGAAAUGAGUGAUCUUGAGAAGACUGUAAUUGAGAAGGAUGGCUUGCUUAAAAAUUACACUUCUUCAGCUUCCCAGCCCUCAGCAGUCCUGAAAGACUUAUGUCAGCGGGACUUGACUCAUCUUGCAAGCCUGAGUCUGCGAUUGGAACACCUGAAAGCCACCUGCAAGACACUCACCACUCAGCCCAUGCCUCCAAACUUCAUUCAGGAGAGCUUGAAUUGCUUUCUUGAUCACUUCAAGUUGACUCGUCAGAAACUAGAGGAACGUCACCAGCAGCUGAAGAAAGAGGCAGAAAGCCAGCCGAGCCAGGACUACGUGGACUCCCUGCAGCGACUGAAGGACACACUGAGCAACCUGGAGUGCCAGCAGCAGUCCAUCACCAGUGGACUGAGUGAACCCAGUAAGGUUGAGAAGGCCCUGCAGCAGGCAAAGGUGGUUUGUGAGACACUGGAAGCUCAGAAGCCCAGGAUAGAUAAACUUGCUGAAGAAACAAAGACUUUGGAGAAGCACGCUGCUUUGGAUAUAAAAAAAGUCUACAUGCAAGAGUUCAAGGAUGUGCAGGGACACUGGGACAAGUUAAAGCUCAAGAUUUCCAAAGAUGUUAAAUUACUGGAGGAAAUUACAUCCAAGUUGAGAAUAUUUGAGACUGAUUCAAAAGUCAUUCAGAAGUGGAUGGAUGGUGUGAAAGACUUUUUAAUGACAGAAAAAGCUGUCCAAGGAAAUACUGAAGGACUUCAAAGGCAACUUGACCAGUGCACAAUGUUUGUCAAUGAAAUGGAUACGAUUGAACCAUCACUGAAAGAGAUGAAAGAAGUAGAGUCUGCUUUAAGAGCUCAGCCUAUUGCAAGCAUAAAUACUUGGGCAAAGUCUAGGCUAGUGGACUGCCAGACUCAGUGGGAGAAACUGAGCAAACAGAUUGUUAGUCAGAAAAAUCGCCUGUCUGAAAGUCAGGAAAAAGCUGUAAAUCUGAAGAAGGAUUUGGCAGAGAUGCAAGAAUGGAUGACCCAAGCUGAAGAAGAAUAUUUGGAGAAAGAUUUUGAAUACAAGUCUCCUGAAGAGCUAGAGAAUGCUGUGGAGGAAAUGAAGAGGGCAAAGGAGGAUGUGUUGCAGAAAGAGGUGCGGGUGAAGAUACUCAAAGACAACAUCAAGAUGUUGGCUGCCAAAGUGCCGUCUAGCGGUCAGGACCUGGCAACUGAGCUGAAUGUUGUGCUGGAGAACUACCAGCUACUGUGCAACCGGAUCCGGGGGAAAUGCCACACGUUGGAGGAGGUGUGGUCCUGUUGGAUUGAGCUGCUGCAGUAUCUCGAUUUAGAAACAGCUUGGCUUAACAAUCUGGAAGAAAGGGUGCAAAUGACAGAAAAUCUGCCUGAUAAGUUGGAUGCUGUCAAUGAUGCUCUUGAGGUAUUGUAG